AACCCCAAAUUUCCAAUUGACACUGUAUUCCUGGUUGAGCAGACCCGCGACAAUACUAUUCAGCAAACAUCAUUGUGCAGAAUUCUGGAAUAAAAUAUUAAAAAAUGUUUGGAAUAGUUGAUUUCAUAAUUUUCUUUUUAACAAUAUUCGUUUCAUUUUGUAUCGGACUGUUCUUUGCUGUCUGGGAAAGGAAAAGAAAUACAACCGUUGACUAUUUUCUUGCUGGUCGAAAGUCGAGUACACUUCCAGUGGCACUUUCUUUUGUCGUAAGUUUCCAGUCGUCAUUACUUGUAUUAGGAUUUCCAGCUGAAGGAUAUGCAUACGGUGUUGGAAUUGCUUAUUAUGUAGUUGGAAUAUUCAUUGCCUAUUCAAUUGCAGCUGUUGUAAUUGUUCCUGUAUUUUAUCCUUUAAAGCUUCUAAGCGUUUAUGGAUAUUUUAAUUUACGUUACGGUAACAAUAUACUACGUUAUCAGUCGCUUGCAUUUGGAAUGGUCUAUACAAUUUUUACAUGGCAACAGUUACAGUUGGAACAUGCGUUGCUUUGCAAGUUGUAAUGGGAAUCCCUCCGUGGGGUACUAUUCUUUUGUACACAAUGGUAGCAGCAGUUUAUACUUCGAUUGGCGGAAUCAAAGCCGUAAUAUGGACGGAUGUGUUUCAAUUGAUAAUAAUGCUCGCUGGAAUGAUUGCAGUUUUAGUUAAAUCUACAAUUGACACCGGCGGUUCAGAAAGUGUCAUGAAAUAUGCAAAAGAGAGAUUUGAUGCCACAGCUUUUCGAUUUGACCCGACUAUACGGUAUCAGUUUUGGAACGUAUCUGUUGGAACUAUACCGGCAAUGCAAAGAGUCUACUGUGUUUCCAGUGCAAAACAGGCCAGCCUUCUUUAUUUCGUAGCUACACCAUUUUUCAUCUUACUUACUUUAAUUGCAGUGUUUGAAAGACCUGUUUUAUUUGGCUAUUUCUCCGGUAAGGGGUGCGAUGUUCUUGAAGCAGGUAUUAUAAACAACAUGAAUGCAAUUGUACCCUUUGCUGUUUUAGACUUAUUUCGAAACCAACCUGGACUAGCGGGGUUGUUUACUGCUUCAUUAUCAAGUGCUGCAUUCAGCACUCUGUCGUCAUGUCUAAGUAGUCUUUCAGCGGUUACAUAAUUA
Molecule: messenger RNA, 1147 nt
Organism: Ruditapes philippinarum (Manila clam)
Lineage: Eukaryota; Metazoa; Mollusca; Bivalvia; Venerida; Veneridae
Product: sodium-coupled monocarboxylate transporter 2-like
Exons: 2
Coding region: 509-1144 (211 amino acids)
Biological process (GO): transmembrane transport; sodium ion transport
Cellular component (GO): membrane
Molecular function (GO): symporter activity
Source: RefSeq, a predicted model, not a curated record